AUGUCAUCGCCAUCCUACAAGCGAGUAUGCCUCCUGCGUAACGAGGAUGCGACUCGAUGCUCCAAACUCGUCCUCAAUUGGCUCAAAAAUCCAGAUGCAGCCCUUUUGGUGGAAGAGUUCAUCGUCGACCCUCCCCAGAGAUUUGGGCACUUCAUGAACGGCGAGCCAGAUCCUGCUCUGGAUGAUGGGGACCAUGAACUGGUGGUCAAAUACAUCGAGAGCCUUGGGGUCAGUGACGAUAUGAAAACCAAAAUCCUGGAAGGGGUCCCGAGAAAGAAAGACAAGGCGAAAUCUGAGGUCAACACCCAGGAUGAUGAGCCCCCAGCGAAGCGCAUCCGUUGGAACUCGGGAUGGCCGGAUAUUCCUCACUACCAUGAGGCCCUGGCCAUUCUCGUUAUCUCGCUUUGUCCCAACAUCAAACGGCUCCGCUUCAACCCGGAGACCCUCAUACUGGGCACCUUGCUGGACGAGUACCUCGUCCAAAACAACUACGGGGAAAUCACCGAACCCACACUUCAGAGACUCGAAAUUGUCCAUGUGGAAGCCAUUAAUCACUGCCUUAUUGAUGGGUGCAAUUACGACACUGUCAGAUCCCUUGGCUUCUUUCGCUACUUUCAUCGUCUGCCGUCAGUUUCUACCGUCAAAAUCGAGGCUAUCUCAGACUAUCAGCCCGACAAUACGUCCUUCCAGCCCAAGUCUUCUUCUACCAUUUCGAAAAUUACCAUUGGCCACUCUGAUAUCUCCGGGGCCAUUCUCAGCAGCAUCAUCCGCAUCCCCCAGGCUCUCACUCACUUUUCCUUUUCCAAUGCCGGGCUUUGGAACACCGAUGGCGCGUAUACAUACGACGUGAAACCCAAGACCGUGAGCAAGUGUCUUCUGCAGCACAAGGACAGCCUGCAGGUUCUGGAUUUGGACGCUCGACUCUAUGAUCCCUCGAAGUACGAUAAGCACCGCCCGGCCUUGUUGGAGCACCAGAAGGAUGAAUACCCUGAGUACUAUUAUGGCAGAUAUGGAAGUAGUCAGAGUGACACUGGAAGAGGAAGAGGUCGCACUCCUCCGCCGGAUGCAAAAUAUCUCGAUUUGGAUCGAUCGUUCAGUGGGGAGAAGGAGGAAGACCUGCCUCUCUAUGCGGUGGAUUUGCCGGACACGUUUGACUACGAAGGCGGGUCGAUUGGCUCCAUGAAGGACUUUACCAAGUUGACAGACUUGAGCAUUGUAUGUAUCAUGCCCAGAGCUCUGCUGUUGAUGUUGGAUGACAGGCUUACUAACACGUCACACAGAGAAUUGGAAAUAUACUUGGCUACGAUGACACAUGCAAGUACAAAGUCACGAUCCGUACUCUCAAGCAUCGACUUGUUGAUCUUUUGCCGCCGAAUCUGGAGAGUUUGA
Podospora anserina S mat+ is the source of this 1389-nucleotide messenger RNA. RefSeq lists its product as uncharacterized. The transcript has a single exon. Lineage: Eukaryota; Fungi; Ascomycota; Sordariomycetes; Sordariales; Podosporaceae. The record is from RefSeq and is a predicted model, not a curated record. The coding region runs from base 1 to 1389 and encodes 462 amino acids.